AAGCUUCGGGUGCAUGUUUCAGUGCUGGGCGGUGCAUCCGUACGCCAGUUAACUACUUUAAACGUCCUUAAAUGUGAUUUAGGUGCUUUUUUCUAUAGUAUUCGCAACCAUGUUGUCGAUAGACUUCCUCGACGAUGUCCGGCGCAUGAAUAAGCGGCAGCUCUAUUACCAGGUGCUGAACUUUGGUAUGAUUGUUUCCUCUGCCCUGAUGAUCUGGAAGGGACUGAUGGUUGUCACUGGCAGUGAGAGUCCAAUUGUUGUUGUUCUCAGUGGGAGUAUGGAGCCAGCGUUCCACAGAGGAGACCUGCUGUUUCUGACCAACCGAGUGGAGGAUCCAAUCAGAGUCGGAGAGAUUGUCGUCUUCAGGAUAGAAGGCAGGGAGAUUCCAAUAGUACACAGAGUACUAAAGAUCCAUGAAAAGGAAAAUGGAGACAUUAAGUUCUUGACCAAAGGGGACAACAACGCUGUGGACGACCGAGGACUGUACAAGCAGGGCCAACACUGGCUGGAGAAAAAAGACGUGGUGGGACGAGCUCGGGGGUUCGUGCCGUACAUCGGAAUCGUCACCAUCCUCAUGAACGAUUACCCCAAGUUCAAAUACGCUGUCCUCCUCAUGCUGGGUCUCUUUGUGUUGGUCCAUCGAGAGUGAGAUGCCAAAACUUCACGGCUCCAAAAAAGCAAAAGAUGAACGACGUCCAGGAAACCUCAGUCAUGCCUUUUUCACAACCGAAUUAAGUUAGCUAUUUGUCAAACCAUCCCCCCCCAAACUGGCUUUUGUACCAUUUUUGUUUCCACAUUUUUGUAGAAAGGUGGAUCAGGUGUUUACAUUUGAAAAAUUCAAGCUUUAAAAAAAAUAUUUUUGUGAUGGGCUACAUGGUUUUAGUUUGAAACGCGUCUCCGUCUGUGAUCCUCCCGAACGUGAAAACUGACUUGGUGGAGAUGCGUCGAUUGGUGUUUCUUUUCUUUUGAUUCAUUUGUCUUUGAAAAAGAUGUGUGAAGUAUUUUAUGAAUGAUAUUAAAUAUGAAAUCUGGUUACGUUCACUAGAUUAUUUUAAUUAUUUUUGUUUCGUGUUCUUUUGCCGCCUGUUACAUUAAAAGCCGCUGUCCACCCUGC
Messenger RNA from Pseudoliparis swirei, 1114 nucleotides. RefSeq names its product SEC11 homolog A, signal peptidase complex subunit (gene sec11a). NCBI's taxonomy places the organism in Eukaryota, Metazoa, Chordata, Actinopteri, Perciformes, Liparidae. The transcript has 6 exons. Gene Ontology annotation, cellular component: signal peptidase complex; membrane. The record is from RefSeq and is a predicted model, not a curated record. Gene Ontology annotation, molecular function: serine-type endopeptidase activity. The coding region runs from base 110 to 649 and encodes 179 amino acids.